Lathyrus sativus (Indian pea) is the source of this 588-nucleotide messenger RNA. The record is from the annotation of a GenBank genome assembly. NCBI's taxonomy places the organism in Eukaryota, Viridiplantae, Streptophyta, Magnoliopsida, Fabales, Fabaceae.
AUGACAAACCCUUCAAACUUUCUCCAUAAACCUUCUCCCAUAAUUGAACAAAGACAAGAGAACAAAACCAUGAUGUGCUUAGAUAAGCAACUACAAAGACAAUUAUCCAAUAAUAUUUCUAAUGAAGAUUACCAUGGAAACAAAUUUGCUUCUAUUCCUUUUGUGUGGGAAUCUCAACCAGGUACACCUAAACAUAGAUCCAAUGCUAAUUCUCUUCCUCCUCUUACUCCUCCACCAUCUUAUUUCCAAAAUGCUAACAAAAAACCAAUCAAACCUAAAAAGAACUUUUUCUUGCAAACAUUUUUCCCCAAACGUAGUACUAAAAAAGGUUGUGUUCUUGAUCCGUCUUCCGCAUCGUCGAAUUUUGUUUCUUAUUCUUCGUCGUCUUCCUCGUCGUCUUUGUCAUUGUCCUCGCCACGGCCGACUUCAUAUUCAGUGCCGUCUUCGCCGAUGAUAUGCUCGAAAAAGGGGGGAGAUGAUGAAGAUUUGUAUGAUGUUUCUAGAUCUAAUGUUGGUUUAGGUAAUGUAAAAUCACAAGGGCGUUAUUCUUCCAUGUUCAAAAAGGUAUUGUUUGGAGAUUUAAUGUAA